Schistosoma curassoni is the source of this 5436-nucleotide messenger RNA. Lineage: Eukaryota; Metazoa; Platyhelminthes; Trematoda; Strigeidida; Schistosomatidae. The record is from the annotation of a GenBank genome assembly.
AUGAAACAAGAAGAUCGAGGAAAUACAAAAUCCAAUACUCCUAAUCAAGUAUCAGCCCAUGGUCGGAAGCAGAAAGCAUCAAAUAGUAGAUCUAGCCGAAGUCGAAAAUCUAAAGACCGUGCAUCUAAAAGGAAGUCACAUGCCAAAGGUAAUGAAUCUUCCCAACCGGCAGAUGCUUCUGCUUUGAAACGUAAGAAAAAUGAACGUUCCAAAACCGUACCUGAAAAGACUCGUAGUAGUGGUCGUUGUACACGUUCUUCAACUUCUGCCGUAGUUGCUAAGUCUACACCAAAAGCCAAAGUAUCCAACGCAUCAACAAAAGAAACUUAUUCUUAUUCUGAUAUGUUUCUUGCGGAUGAUGAUGAACACGAUUCGGAUGAAAACGUUGAUGUUGGGGAUGAAGAUAGUGAAUAUGCUCCAUCUGAUGAAGAAACUCUUAAUAAAUUGUCAAAAAUAUCAAAGUCUCGUAAGGGAGUUUCUUCACGCACACGCCGAAGUUCAAAGGCCCAGUUGACAGUCAGUAGUGAUGUGGAAGAAGGUGGAUCCACUGACGAAGACGAAGCUGGAGAGUCCGAAUCAGAAGAGGAAGAUGAGGAUGAUGAAGAACUGGGAGAUUCUAUUUUAAUGGAUCAUUCUGGUGUUAAUGGUGGUAUGCCAAUACAGUUAUUUGAAGAUGAAAGCAAUCAUAUACAAAGAGAUAUUUAUGAUUUCGAUGCACAAAGCAUUAUUUCAGAUAAACGUGUUACUUCAUUAAAGAAAAAGAUACCAACAAAUGCUGUCAAUCGUGGUAUGAAUGUAACGUCAGCUAGUCGGUCAACGCGUAGAACAGCUUCUGGAAAAGGAACUAGUUGGGGAUCGAAUAUUUAUAGUGCUCUUGCAGCUGCUCUUAAAACACGCGCAGAUUUAGAUGCUUAUUCAAGUUUCUUGAAAUCAAAUGUUUUAAAUGCUAGUUUCGAUAAAUUUUUAGCGGAGAUCUGUAAACCUAGUAAUCAACAUGCUAAUUUAUUUUAUGGUGCAUCUGCCAGUUUACAAAGUCUCAUGAGUCGUAUUAAUGAUCAUGAUAAAGUAGUUGAACUAUUGCAUGCAUUUGUCGCACGUCCAUAUGAUCAAUUACAACAUCGUAUUGUUUAUUUAAUACCUAUAAUUCAUCAACCAUUGUUUGGUGUUGCUCAUAUGACACCAAUAAGUCAACAUCUUGAAACACUUAGUAAAGAUAUUGAUGAAGAACUAAUUAUUAAACCGGCUUAUAUUCUUAAUCAAGAGACAAAUUUACUAGCAAUUCGUAGUUCUGUCGCAAGUGAUUUUGGUGUAUCAAAUACCCAGUAUAAUUUUAUUACUGGUGCUGGUAAUCUUGGAAGAUACAUGCCAGAUAUUCAUCAAUUAAUUGUUCCAUCGGAUUUGUAUCAAAGAUUAACUGAACUAGUUGCAUUGCCUCCAGAGCGAAUUUAUGAAUUAGCUCUUGCCAGAGUACAUCAACAAGACGAGGAAGCUGAUAUAGAUAUUAGUCCACUUGAACCACCGAAUUUACAAAGAAUUGUUUUAGCUAUUAAUAAAGAAGGUCAGUUGAUUGGGAUAGCAAUUUUAGACACAUGGAAUAGUACUGAAAUUCCACAUAACAGACCAAAAGCUCCUAUCGAUCUAAUUAACAUAACUUCAUUAUCGGACAAAACUUUUUCAGUAGACCAACAUGGUACAGAAGAAGCAAAUCGUCAAACUAGAGAGGAACAAGUUCGUGAAGUGCUAGAUAACAUUAUUGAUUGGGUUGUUUUAAAAUCUGAUCCUAAAGAUUAUAGUUCACUAGCAAAACGUGGAAACAAGCAAGAGUCUUCUCCACUUGGACCAGUACGUUUUAUAGAUGCAUUUAUUGUUAAACCAAAUGGACGUCGAGAUACUUUACUAUUAGUUGCGCAUCCUGUUAGUUGUCAUCCAUCUGAAAAUGCUGUUGAAAAUGAUAAUUUCUUUGUUUAUUCUGUUGUUGAUGAAUCAAAGUUUUGUCUAGAAAAACAUGGAUUUAUGCCAGAAUUAUCUAUAGCACUUGAUGGUGUACAUACAGUUGAUCCAGAAGAUAUACUUGAAGAUAAAUCUUUGUUAGUAGUUCCUGAUCUUUUAUUUGAUACUUUACGAAAAGUUAUGCUACGUGAAUUGGCCAGUUCUAGUAGUACAGCUGCUGCUGCUGCAGCUGUUGUUGCUUCGUCGAGACCAGACACUACAACUCUUCCAUUGACAUCAACUGGUCCUGCAGCUGUAAUUCACUGUACAAAAUUUGUCAUACUCGAUCGCCAAAGGCGUGUUCCACUUGCGAUUGCAUUUGAUUCACCUGUUCGCCUUACUCUCCAGGUAGCAGAUGAUAAGCUUGGUUUACACCCCCACGGUGAAGCUGCUUCUGUCAAUUUCGAUCAAAUCACUCCUUCAGAGUUAAAGUCAUAUGAGUCAUCAUUUAAGCCAACUUCUGCUGAAUAUCGUUUAGUUGCUAUAAACGGUUUGUUGUAUGGUUUACAAAUCGACGAUCAACGUGUUAUUCGCCGUAUUAUUGAGAUUGUUCCCGCUCGCUAUGAUUCCAUAUAUCCUCAUACAGGAAAUCCAUCACUUUGUGCACAGUCUAUCUCUGCAGCUCACAAGUCUUGUCCGUCUAACGUUCGGAUAGUGAAUGAUGAGACUAACAGUUCAACUGUUUUACCAGCAUUUUAUUAUCCUCAUUAUGAACAAACCAAAUUAUGUAGUGUUGUUUCUGGUUUCACCGAUCAUUUGUGCAGUCUGUUUUUCGAAUUGCCUGUCUCAGUUAGUUUGUACGAUGUUGUUUUACGUAUGGCACAAAAAUAUAUGCCAGAGAUUUUAGCUAGACAGCAUAUUGAGGCAGCAGAGGCUGCAGCUUAUGCUGAAGCUGCUGCAAAUCCUCAUGCUCCUCCGCCAUCACCAGUUCCUCUUCCUGAACACUGGGGUGUUUGUUGUUUAUGUGCUAAAGAACUGCGUUCACCAAACGGUUUGUUGGAUCAUGAAAUGAGACAUUUAGGUCUCUCUAGGUUCCGUUGUGGAGUUCAUAAUGUUUCGUUCCUUGAUCGGCGAUCAUGGCAAGUUCAUAUGAAUGAACACCACGCAUGCCCACGUUCAGGUCCUUUAUCUGUUCUUUUACGUCCUAAUCCAGUUAAUCAAAAUGAUUCGGGAAGUGACCAAGAAGAAGAAGAAGAAGAACUAGUUGAACAGGACACUGUCCCAGGUAGUGGUUUACUCGCUGGACUUGCAAACGUAUUCAACACAAAUCUUUUAAUUGGUCGAAUGGAAGCUCCACAAUGCGAAAAAUGUAGUGAUUAUUUCCCAUCAGCAGAAGUACUUGCACAACAUUUAGACUUUUGUGAUGGUGUUAGUUUCUCUCUUCGUACUCCUUUAUCUCGAAUCGGCAGUGGUGUUCCAAAGCCUAUCCUGGCAGAUGAUUCAUACACCAGGUCUGGAGAUGAUGCAACUGUAGAAGCUUCUGGUCCAAAUGCUGAUGAAGUGACAUCAGACUCCAAAGAUGAUGCAUGUGUUUGUGGUAUCUGUGGAACCCAAGUCAAUUCACGUGAUAAAAUACUUCGACACUUCACUGUUUAUCACCUUCAAUGCAUUUUGUGUAAUAACAUCCUUCGGUCAAUGGAAGAAUUGUCUGAUCAUUAUCACACACACAUAAAAACAGAUGCACCAAAUGCUUUGGAAGAAUUUGAGAAUGAGGAAGCUGAACUAUUGAAAAGUGAUCCAGAUAAAGAAGUAAAUCUCAAGGACGGUAUAAAUAAAAAAUCAGCAAAUAAACUGAUGACAUGUGACAUUUGUACAGAGUUUUAUGGAACGAAGUUUAACUAUUAUUUUCAUCAGUGGGCAGAACACGGAGUAGUACAUCCAGGUGACGGAGUGUCGGAAAAUAUGCUUCAUAUGCUCACCCAAACACGACAUCUUCGACAACGUGUCGAUAAAGAAGAUCUUUCUUCUCUCGGUAUUCGUAAAAUGAAAUGUAAACUAUGCGGAUUUGUUGUUCGUUGCAGUGGAAAAGAUUACGUACAACAUCUUAGUGAAAAACACAAUAUCAAUACCACUCUUGAGGAUAUUUGUCGUAUUUGCGCUGAUGUUUUUGAAACUCCAGAGGAUCUUUCUGCUCAUCUUGGUGAAAUACAUUUUCCCACCGGAGAAUUUGCCAAUGCCGGUGUUCAGACAAUAUUUCGUUGUACACAUUGUGAAUUUUGGGGUUUCAAUAAAGGCUUGUUAAGACAUUCUCGUGAAGUACAUGAUGAUCCUUGCCCGUCUAUAUAUGAAUGUAUCCACUGUUACGAGAGAUUCACUGAUAAAAGAGUAUGGCGUGCUCAUAUGGAUAAACAUAAUGAAGGUUAUUCACACAGAUGCAUGGAAUGUGGACGGGCAUUUCGGUUAAGACCUUCUCUUCUUCAUCAUAUGCGUUGUCAUCAUGGGGAUGAUCAAGGGCCAGCAACUUGCGAAUACUGUGGCUUGAUUUAUCCUAAACGAUCGUCGUUAAGAUAUCAUAUCUUCCGUAUGCAUAAUCAGGAACUAGCUCAUGAAUGCUUCAUGUGUCAACGACGUUUCCGUCUAGAAACAGAACUUCGACGUCAUGUAAAGGAAAUGCACAGUGGAGCUGUCAAAUGUGAAAUAUGUCAUAAAGUAUGCGCUAACCUAAGAUGUUAUGCUCAACAUAGACAAAAACACUUUCGUACUCGUAUUUAUCAGUGUACUGAUUGUCAAACAACAUUCAAGAGCAAAUUGGCUAUGAAACGUCAUAUUCGAGUAGAACAUUUACAACUAGGUCCUGAAAAGUUCGAAUGUCAGAUAUGUGGAAAGAUUGUUACACAAAUUGGCAUGCAUAUGUUAAUACAUAAAGAAGCACGUUUUGAAUGUGAAUAUUGCAAUAAACGAUUUACUAAAGCUGCCUAUUACAAUGAACAUCUUCGAAUACAUCGUGGUGAACAACCAUUUGAAUGUCAUAUAUGCAGAAAGCGUUUUAACAAAAAAUCAAAUCUGAAUGUUCAUUUGAAAUUUCACGAGAAACAUCGUGAUGAAGAAGGAAAUUAUCUUGAAUUGAAACCACGUGGUCGUAUUAGUACAAUGUUUGGUGACGCAUUAAUGAGUCCAAGUGAUAGAGCAGCACGACAAGCUGCUGCUGCUAGAUCAAUGAAUUCAAUAAUUUAUGUACCAAAAGUUGAUGUAGCCGUUGGAAGUGAUUUUCCUGGUGCUUUCAAUUGUACUGGACCAGCUGGUGCAGCAGCUGAAGCUGCUUCACGUGUAGUUGAAUUAUACGGUCUUGAUAAUAAUAAUAAUAAUGAUCAUCAUCAUCAUCAUAAUAAUAACAAUAUUAUAAAUAUGAAUCAUACAAAUUCUAAUAAUUUUAUUCCAGAAUCAAUUAAUUUAAAUGAUGAUUUAUGUAAUAUGGAACCUUCAGUUAAAAAACAACGUUUAACGUAA